Messenger RNA from Pleuronectes platessa (European plaice), 2966 nucleotides. RefSeq names its product aarF domain containing kinase 2 (gene adck2). NCBI's taxonomy places the organism in Eukaryota, Metazoa, Chordata, Actinopteri, Pleuronectiformes, Pleuronectidae. Gene Ontology annotation, cellular component: mitochondrion. The transcript is spliced from 8 exons. Bases 443 to 2284 code for a protein of 613 amino acids. The record is from RefSeq and is a predicted model, not a curated record.
CCCGGAAGAGAAGCUGUUGUCAUCACAAUGUUUUCAUUUAGGUUCAGUCCUCAGGGGAUCUGGAUGGUGAUCACACCCGGAGCGACAGAAGCGGCUGGACUACAACAUGUCUGACUUAUCCUCAACGGGAACAGAAGCAACACAGUCUCCUCUAAUAAACAGCAAACUGCUGUAACUGUCAGCGAGUGGAUACGUUAAAGUAGCGACGUGAAUUUGUAGUCAAAUAGGUAAAGCUACUUGUGGCUAGUUGAUUGUAGCAAUAGUGCAGGGUUAGUAUGUCCUGUCAGGUGGAAUCCUCGUCAUACACGUGUGGAUGUUUACACUGAGGUCACGGGUUAUUCCGUUUACUGAUGUUUUUAAGCAGUUUCGUAAAAAAAAAGGGAAGGCACAUGAGGACCAGUCACCUCCUGGACUCAGCUAACAGCCGCUCGGCAUCGGGACCAUGUCGGUCUUCGGAGUGAGGGCAGCUCUUCUCCACCUGAGGUUCACCUUCAGGAGAGCAGGCUCCUUCGCCAGAGUCCGACUCAUCCAGAGCUCCAGGACGUGUUUGGUCAAAAGAGGGCAGCUCCUGACCCAGAUACCCAAGGUGACACUGCUCUGCUGGGGUGCAGUGAACGCAUCAUCAUGUGCAGCCAGGUGCCAGGAAGCCGCUCUUCCCUCUCAGCCUGCGUACAGAAAGUCUGUAGCAAGGCUCCAGGUCCACAAAGUUAUAUUUUUCCUUCGCCUCAGCCUCCGUGCUUUGGUCCUGCUCCUCAAAUUUGGACCUCUUCUCCUCCUCUCCCCCUUGGCUCUUGUGUCCACUCGCUUGGCCUCUCAUUGGCUGGAUGCUCUGCUGUGGGUGACUGAGACCUCAGGUCCGACCUUCAUCAAGAUGGGGCAGUGGGCCAGCACCAGGCGAGACAUCUUCUCUCAGGAGUUUUGCGAACGCUUCUCCAGGCUCCACGUCAAGGUGCGUCCCCACUCCUGGGCCCACACCAAGCACUGUCUCCAGAGGGCCUUCGGGGAGGGCUGGAGCAGCUUCCUGGUGUUCGAGAGCAAAGAGCCAGUGGGCUCGGGAUGUGUAGCCCAGGUGUACAGAGGUUGGGCCAGGGCAGACAAGGUGGAGGACCCGGCCUUCCAGUCGCUGGUGGAGGAGUUGGAAAAGGAAGACUUGCUAGAGGCCUGGGAGAUCCCUGGUCUUAGAGGAGUGGCCAGCUCCCUGUGGCGGUUCUGGAGAGGGAGCAGGGAGGAGGAGAGCCAUGAGGAGAGAUGGUUCCCCGAUGGUAAGCACGAGGAGAGCUGGAGAGAGAAGGAGCAUCUGAUACCUGUGGCUAUCAAGGUGGUGCAUCCAGGGGUCAGGAGGCAGGUGGAGAUAGACCUUAUGCUGAUGAAAGCAGGCAGUUGGCUCCUGCUCUGUCUCCCCCGACUCAAAUGGCUCAGCCUGUACGAGAUCAUAGAGGAGUUUGAGAAGCUCAUGACCAAACAGAUCGACCUCCGCUGUGAAGCCAGGAACAUUGAGCUUUUCCGUGAAAAUUUCCGUGAUGUGGAUUAUGUGAAGUUCCCAACUCCCUUGCGGCCAUUUGUCACCAGGACCAUCUUAGUGGAAACUUUUGAAGAGAGUGAACCGAUUUCUAACUACCUGAGCGCCGAGAUCCCUCAGGAGCUGAAACGGAGAAUAGCCAGGAUGGGAGUAGAAACCCUUCUCAAAAUGGUCUUUGUUGACAACUUUGUCCACGGGGACCUCCACCCAGGGAACAUUCUGGUCCAGAGUCGGGGGCCCGUUGCUGGUCCCAGUGACGGUACAUCGCAGCUCUUGGGAAAGACCACCCUCACGGACCUGUGGGACACGGUGGUUGUUAGUGUCCGGCCGGAUCCGUUUCCUCUCCAGUUGGUGUUGCUGGACGCCGGUAUCGUAGCCCAGCUCAGCGACCAUGACCUGGCCAACUUCAAGGCUGUCUUCACUGCUGUGGUGCUGCGGCAGGGUGAGCGAGUAGCAGAGCUGAUUUUGAAUCACGCUCGAGCCAAUGAGUGUCAAGAUGUGCCGCAGUUCAAGAAGGAGAUGGCUCAGUUGGUGGACCAUGCCGUCACCAACACUCUCUCUCUGGAAAAGAUCAAAGUGGCCGACUUGCUCUCCAGAGUCUUUGGUCUUCUCAUCAAACACAAGGUGAAGCUGGAGAGUAACUUUGCCUCCAUUGUGUUUGCCAUCAUGGUGCUGGAGGGUCUGGGCCGGUCACUCGAUCCAAACCUGGACAUCUUGGAUUUGGCCAAACCGCUGCUGCUAAAGAACUGUGCUUCACUGCUCUGACACACACACACACGGAAUAACACGUGUACUUGUACGUCCACACACAGGUACAAACCCCUACACUGAAUACAUAUUGUACAGCUAUAGAUUUAGUAUCUGUGUAUAAUGUCGUAGGACUCCAGUGUGGAUCAUAAAAUCAAAGCAGUGAUGAUUCCAUUAAUACCUCAUAACAUCUGUUUUUUUUUGGCCACUUUCCUCACUCUUCAAUUGUAUCAUCUGCUGUCUGGUUGAAGUUUGAACCCACAGAAAUCUACUUGAAGGCACCUCCAUCAGAUCCCAGUGAAUAAGAGAGGGGACACUUUACAGGAGGCGCCACUUGUGGUUUGUUGAGUGCUAAUGGAUGAGUCAGACACGUCGGCAGACACAGAUCACAUCGGAGACAAUUUGUAGUGAUUUAAGAUGUAAAUUGAAAUACUUGGAAAAUCCCUGGUUGAUACACUAAAGCGUAUUUUUAGCUUUUAAUGACUAAUGUUGAUCUCAGGAUGUCUUUUAUCACUCACUGUUUUAUUGUUCCCUAGAUCCCUUUUAAUGAGCCAUAUUUGCUUUAGUGUGAAUCACAAUGUAUUGUUACAUUUUGUUCUGACACACUACAUGGACAUUGUGAAGCUUACCGUCCUCAUCAAAGUAGUGGGAACACUUGUAUGAAUUAUAUAUUUCAAGUAAAAAAGGGAAUCUAUGCUAA